GGUUAGGGUUCCGCCCACUGAGGUAUCUGAUCGCAGGGCAGGCAGGCAGAGUGUAAAAUGGCGCACAGCUGUCGGUGGCGGUUCCCCGCUCGGCCCGGAGGGAGCUGCAACUCCGGUACCGGGAGGAGAGCGGGCCGAACUAGGGUUACUGCCUCUCUGCGGAGUGUCUCGGGAGCCCACCCUAACGCAGCCGGGCUCGGACCCGGGUUUGAUGCUGCACUACAGGUCUCUUCGGUUAUCGGGAGCAACCUGCAGAAAUUUCGGGAUGUUUUGGGGGAAUCGAGUGACUCGAGCAGCGGGGAGGAAGAAGCAUUUGGAGGAUUUGGACCGGUGGCUGAGCAGAAAAGAAUACAGAGCUCUUCAACAACCUCUUCAGCAGGCCCACCUGUACAGGAGAAGAAGCCAAGAGGCCGUCCCCCACGAGCCCUGACUGCCCAGAAAGCUGCUGCAAGUCUACCUUCCCCCUCUUCCCUUCCCUCCCCAACACAGGCGAAACCUGAGGGCCCUGAAAGGCCAGCUGAGAAGGUGAAAAGGCUACCUGGGAGGCCGCCAGGCACUGGGGAAAAGAGAAGAGGUCGACCCCCGUCUUCAAGUAGCAAGAAAGCUUGGAGUACAGCUAGCCAUGCAGCAGGGGAGGACAGUAGGCAGGCUGGGUCUGAGUUGGGCAUGGACACAGAGGAGGACAAGGACAGAAAGGGCGCCAAGCGGACACCACUGGGCUCUGCUCAGGCACAUGACACAGAGGCAAAGCUUCCCAAAGGUGGGCGGGGUGAAUCCAAAGUUACCAACCUGAAGAGGCUAAGAGCAACUAAGCUAGCCCCUCUCAAGUCACGGCUCAAGACUUUGCCUGGUGUACCCAGACGCAGACGUGGGCGACCGCCCUCAGCUGAGCGUCUCAAAGCUGAGGCGGCAGCUGCUGCUGCUGCUGCUGCUGCACAGCUGUCUACCUCCAUUGAAUGUGGGGAAGGGAAACAUAAAGUCUUUAGAGCCAGAGGUGGGGAUAGAGGCACAGAACCACACACUCCUCAGCAGCCAGUGCUGAGGAAUGUGGAUGGUGCUGAGGAUCAGGACUCUUCCAAUCCACCUGCCUCCCCAUCUCCUUCCAAGACAGGUAGGACAGUGGGCCUCAGAAAAAGCCCUCGCCAUAGAAAACCUGUCAGGAUUGUCCCCUCUUCUAAACGCACUGAUGCAACCAUCGCUAAACAGCUGCUGCAGCGCGCUAAGAAAGGAGCGCAGAAGCGACUGGAGAAGGAAGCUGUAGCCAUCGGGGGUAAUGGGGCAGGAGCCAUUGAAGCUGGCAUCAGGAAGACCCAACUGAAGAACAUAAGGCAGUUUAUCAUGCCUGUGGUCAGCACUGUCUCCCUGCGCAUCAUCAAAACCCCCAAGCGCUUCAUUGAAGAUGAGGGCAACUUUGGAACCCCGCCACCCCAUAUGAAGAUCGCACGGUUAGAAACAGCCCCAAUAUCUGUCUCCACAUCUGCCCAACCAACCUCCACCACCUCCUCUUCCCCUUCUCCUGUACUGGUCUCCUCUACACCUGCUGUUACCAGCACUGCAGCUCCAAUUGACUCCCUCCCCCCUCCUCCACCUCCUGCCCCUGUCCCCAGUGCUCCAUCAACAGCCGCCAGUCUGCUCAACAGCAACACCAACAAUGCCGCGAAUGGGCGAUUUAGCAGCAGCGCGGCGUCUUGCGGCUCAAGUGCUGUGUCGCAGCAUUCCUCCCAGCUCUCCUCUGCAGAGUCUUCCAGGUCCAGCAGCCCCAGCCUGGAUGACUCAUCAUGCGACUCCCAGGCUUCUGAGGCCACACAGGCCUUGUCAGAGCCAGAGGAUCACUCUCCGUCCUCACAGGGAGAGAGGGAGGCCAACCUGUUACACAGCUCACGGCCUCCCUCUCCUCCCUCUGAGCCAGAGCCGGAGCAUGUGUUGACAGAGAGGAGUCGAAGAGGCCGGAGAGGACAGGGGGUCGGCAGGGGAAGUCAGAGCCAGAGGGUUAGAGACACUCACAGCUCUGGGGCUAAAAAACCUAUCAUCAGCCCACCAACAGGAGUGCUGAUAAAUUCCCAGCAAGCUUCAUCCACGGCCUCCUCCUCUUCUUCACCUCCACCUCCCCCACUCCUCACACCUCCACAGCCUCCCCAAUCAGCUUCCUCCAAUACAGCUGCUAUCAGUGAACACCACUCACAGUCACCCUGGAUGACUCACCCCAUCCCUCCAUUCCUGUCUGGACCAUCAGUGCUGUCCAGCUUGUCAGACAAACGAAGCCGCUCAAUUCUGAGAGAGCCCACCUUCCGCUGGACAUCCCUGUCCCACCCUGAACACCAGUACUUUUCCUCAGCUAAAUAUGCCAAGGAGGGCCUCAUUCGCAAGCCCAUAUUUGACAACUUUCGUCCUCCCCCCCUCACACCUGAAGAUGUGGGGCUGUUGCCCCAGGGUGUUGGUGGAGCAGGGGGAGCUGCUCCAGUGGCAUUCCCUGCACCAGGCAGUGGAGCAGGAACAGGGACUCGUCUAUUUGCCCCUCUUCACUCACACACCCACCACCAACAUCCCUCUUCAUCACGCUUCGAUGCACCACUCCACAAGCGCAGCCCGUUGCUUCGUGCUCCACGGUUUACACCCAGCGAGGCCCACUCUCGGAUAUUUGAGUCUGUUACCCUGCAGUCAUCUUCUGGAAGCAGCCCCGGCUCUCUCUCCCCGCACCAGACGUCCUCUAGCUCCAGCAGAACCUCACGGCGCAGGAGACGACUGGUCUCGGGAACAAUACGUGGCCAUCCACGGUCUCCUUCCCACUCGAUGACCAGACGCAGCAGCCAAAUAGGAGGCCCCAUGUCUGUGGGGAAAAGCUCCUCUGAGAUGUCUGUGCUAACAGGCUCUGUCUCCUGUAGUAACCCCAGCUCUUUGCCCGGGGUUUCCCCAAGUCCACUCGCCACUAGUGCCUUAACUCCUGCUCCUUUCAGCACCUUCUCCACCGUAUCCAUGGGUCUGGCUCCACAAGGGACACCUGAUAGCAGGAGAGGAGCUGCUGGAAAUCCACCUCCUUUGUCAACUACAUCAUCCACUUCUCCCCCACUUUUCCCUCUCUUUCCUUCCAGUGCCCAGGACACAGGGCGAGGAGCUGGGAAAGGAGGUAAAGAGAAAAGCUUGUCAGCUCCCCAGGAAUCCACUCCAAAGGAAAAAGAAAGAGACUCUGAGAAAAACCGAGACAAAGAGAAGGAAAACAAGAGGGAAGGUAGGAAGGAUAUGGAGAAAAGAAGUAAGGUUUCUACACCAGAUGGCUCCCCUAGUGCACCUUCCAGCCUGUUUACUGUGGAUGGGAGGGACUCGGAAGAUGCUCUUUUAUCUAUUGCUCCAAAAAAGGCUCCAGGGAGAAAAAAAUCAACGUCAGUUGACAACGUUUCUGAAACAGCUUCCUCAGAGGUACGUGGGCCCCAUUCCACUGUUCCCAUGUCCAUCGCUAAAGGACGUCUAUCAAAGAAAGGCAGACCCUCUGAGAAAGGAGCAGAGAUGGAGGAUGGGGAGAAGGAGAAAGAGAAACAAAGCGCUCCUAGCCAGCAGGCAGCAAGCCUUCCAGGGCAGCCAGGCAGACAACAGCUCCCUGUCCCCUCUCUUGGAUCAAUGUUGGCACAAGCAGAGAAACAGCCUGUGACCGACAAGCGGGUAGUUGGACUACUGAAGAAGGCCAAAGCCCAGCUCUUUGAGAUAAAGAAGAGUAAGCUGAAGCCUGCAGAGCAGACGAAGGGCCAGGGUCAAGAGAGUGACUCGUCAGAGGCCUCAGUCCGUGGUCCACGCAUCAAGCAUGUAUGUCGUCGUGCAGCUGUGGCUCUUGGCCGUAAUCGGGCAGUGUUCCCUGACGACAUGCCCACACUUAGUGCCUUGCCCUGGGAGGAGAGAGAGAAGAUCCUAUCUUCCAUGGGGAAUGAUGAUAAGUCAUCAGUAGCAGGUUCCGAGGAGGCAGAGCCUCAGUCACCUCCCAUAAAGCCACGGGAGACAAGGCAAAAGGCCGUUCAAGAAGCUCCUCCCAAGAAGGGGCGUCGGUCGCGACGCUGUGGCCAAUGCUCAGGCUGCCAAGUUCCAGAAGAUUGUGGUGUCUGUACCAACUGUCUUGACAAGCCUAAAUUUGGAGGACGAAACAUAAAAAAGCAAUGCUGCAAGAUGAGGAAGUGUCAGAACUUGCAGUGGAUGCCCUCAAAGAUGUUUCUUCAGAAGCAAGGCAAAGGCAAGAAAGACAAGAAAAAGAACAAGUUGUCUGAGAAGAAGGAGGCUGUCAAUCCGGUAAAAGGACCGAUCUCAGAGUCUGGUACCAAAACCGCUCCUGCACCACCAAAGGAGGAGCCUCCCCGCAAAAAGAGCGAAACUCCUCCGCUCAAAUUGGGAGAGGAGAAGUCAAGACAGCAGUCAUCAUCAAAGCAAUCAUCUCCCGCCCUCGCAUCUUCCCCUGCCCCAGUUGAACCUCCUCAGGCGCCCAGCACAGUCACGGCCCAGAGUCAGUCCCCAGCUCAGACACCAGACACCAAACAGCCCUCAGUCACAAGCAGCGGCACCAGUAAGAAGGGACACAAACCACAACAGUCUGUACCAACCUCUUCCUCCUCGUCCUCGUCAUCCUCCUCUUCCACUUCAUCAUCUUCUUCAUCCUCAUCGUCUUCCUCCCCGUCAUCUUCAGCCCAGAAUUCCCCCUCCCAGUCCACACAAUCACAUCAACUAUCACAACAGCAGCAACGGCCUCUUACCAGUCAGGCACCUUCAAAAAAAGAUGCUUCACCCAAGAUUUCUCUGAGCGAGCCCAAGAAAAAGCCCCAGCAGCACUCAUCACAACAGCCGAGCUCAACUACAACUAUUUCAGAUACAGUUGAAUCAAAACAGUUGAAGAAGCCAACUUCUCGCUCUGUUCCUCAUUCUCCUAAACAGAGACCAAAAGACAAGCCGCUGACCACUAAACCCCCCAGCAGCAGUACUUUAAACUGGCUAAGCACUCCCUCGACUAGGGGCCAGGCUAAGUCCAGAGCGCCCUGCGACGGAGUGCAUCGUAUCAGAGUGGAUUUCAAGAGGGACCAUGAUGUGGAGAAGGUGUGGGAGGCUGGCGGCCUCAGCCUGCUCACCUCUGUGCCUGUCACGCCCCGGGUGCUCUGCUUCUUAUGUGCAAGCAGUGGCAAUGUCGAGUUUGUCUUCUGCCAGGUAUGCUGUGAACCGUUCCAUCUCUUUUGCCUGGGGGAGUCAGAGCGCCCUCUCCAGGAGCAGUUUGAGAACUGGUGUUGUCGACGAUGCAGGUUCUGCCAGGCCUGUGGACGCCAGCACCAGAAAACUAAACAGCAGCUGCUAGAGUGCGAUAAGUGCCGUAACAGCUAUCACCCGGAGUGCCUGGGUCCCAACCACCCUACCAGACCCACCAAGAAGAAGAGAGUCUGGGUGUGCACCAAGUGUGUGCGUUGUAAGAGUUGUGGAGCCACUAAGCCUGGGAAGUCCUGGGAUGCCCAGUGGUCACAUGACUUCUCCAUGUGUCAUGACUGUGCCAAACUCUUUGCUAAAGGAAACUUCUGCCCACUGUGUGAUAAGUGCUAUGAUGAUGAUGACUACGACAGCAAGAUGAUGGAGUGUGGCCGUUGCAACCAUUGGGUUCAUGCCAAGUGUGAGAAUCUGACAGACGAAAUGUACGAGCUGCUAUCAAAGCUGCCAGAGAGUGUUGCCUACACGUGUACCAAAUGUACCGAGCGCCAUCCGGCCGAGUGGAGGACGGCGUUGGAGAGGGAGCUUCAGGGAUGCGUUCGCCAUGUCCUCACUGCACUGCUCAACUCACGCACAUCUUCACACCUGUUACGCUACAGACAGGCGGUGAAGCCUCCGGAGCUGAAUCCAGAGACAGAGGAGAGUCUUCCAUCCCGUCGUUCCCCAGAGGGCCCGGAUCCUCCAGUCCUGACAGAAGUCACCCCCACACCUCCCAGUGACUCCCCUCCAGACCUGGAGUCUGUAGAGAGGAAGAUGGAUCAAGGUCGCUACAAUUCAGUGCUGGAGUUCAGUGAUGACAUCGCGCGGAUCAUUCAGACAGCCAUCAACAGCGACGGUGGCCAACCUGAGAGCAGGAAAGCCAACAGCAUGGUCAAGUCUUUCUUCAUUCGGCAAAUGGACCGAAUUUUCCCGUGGUUCAAAGUGAAAGAGUCCAGGCUCUGGGAAAGGCAAAAAGUUUCUGCCAACAGUGGGCUUCUCCCGAAUGCUGUGCUGCCUCCGUCUCUGGACCACAACUACGCCCAGUGGCAGGAGAGACAAGAACUUUCCCGUGCUGAGCUCCCCCACCUCAUGAAAAAGAUCAUCCCAGCUCCUCGGCCCAAGACCCCGGGGGAACCGGAUUCUCCAGCCUCCCCUCCUCCUCUCCCUCCAUCUCUACCCCCACCACCUCCACUCCUACCUGAUCGUGAAGACAGCCCGGAGCUCCCUCCUCCACCAGGUGUUAGUGAUAACAGGCAGUGUGUUCUGUGUCUGAAGUAUGGGGACGAGAACACUAAUGAGGGUGGCAGGCUGUUGUACAUCGGUCAGAACGAGUGGACCCAUGUGAACUGCGCCCUGUGGUCUGCCGAGGUGUUUGAAGACGACGACGGCUCUCUGAAGAAUGUUCACAUGGCUGUUCUCAGGGGAAAACAGCUGCGCUGUGAGAAGUGUCAGAAGCCAGGGGCCACAGUCGGCUGCUGCCUCACCUCUUGCACCAGCAACUACCACUUCAUGUGUGCCCGCCAGUGCCACUGCGUCUUCCUGGAGGACAAGAAAGUCUAUUGUCCAAAGCACAGGGACCUUAUCAAGGGAGAGGUGGUGUCUGGGUUUGAGGUGACCCGCAGGAUCCUGGUGGACCUGGAGGGCAUUAGUCUCAGGAGAAAGUGGCUUGCAGGACUGGAGCCUGAAAAUGUCCACAUGAUGAUAGGCUCCAUGACCAUUGAUUGUUUGGGGAUACUGACUGAGCUCUCGGACUGCAAACGCAAACUCUUCCCUGUAGGAUACCAGUGUUCGAGGGUGUACUGGAGUACUUUGGAUGCCCGAAAGCGCUGCGUGUACACCUGCAGGAUCCUAGUUUGUCACCCUCCAGUGGUAGAGUCUGACCUAAUUGACAUGAUGGCUCCUGAGGAGAAUCGCACUAUAGCCCACAGCCCGCCCACCAUCACAGACUUUCCAGAUCCAUUUGAAUCCCCAAGGCGCUCUGACACCCUCUCCCCCGCGAACACCCCCAAGCUCAGGGUUUACACCAGGAACCGACACCCCAGCUACCCCCCUUGUCAGCGCUCACUAGGCCCCAGACCCAUGCCCUCUCCAGGAGGUACGUCUCAGCCCCAAAGCCAUGAGAUUGUGACAGUAGGAGACUCCCUGGUGAACCCCGGCAUGAGGAAUAUUGACUCACGUCGCCAUAGCUCCCCUUCCCUCUCUCCUCCUCCCCACCCGCUGAACAGACAGAGAGGGAUGACCUCCCCACCUCAGACUGUGUCUCGACCCCUUACCUCACCCCCUCCCCUCAUCCCCUCCCCGGCCAGAGACCCCGAAAAGUCCAAACACGCCAGCAGAGACUCAGCAAAGAGCCCAGUUCAGAGAGAUGAUGAAAGAGGUAGACUGUUCUCUACAGACAGAAACAGACAGCAGUCAUCCAGAGACCAAGGGUUGAGAGACACAGACAAGGGGAGGGUGUCAAGUCAAGACCAAGCUUCAAAGGACUCUGAGAAGAAUAGAUCAUCCAGAGAACUUGGGCAAAAAGACUCUGACAAGGGCGAAAUAGCAGCCAAAGACCCAGAGAAGAAGAGACCGUUAAGUAAAGACUCAGGUCUGAAAGAAUCUGAGAGGGGAAGACCUCUUAGUAGAGAUCCUUUAAGAGAUUCAGAAAAGGGGAGACAAGGAAACAGAGACUCUGAGAAGGGGAGACAGGCAAGCAGAGAGUCAAGCAACAGAGACACAGAUAAAAGCAAAUCCUCUUCUAGAGAUCCCAGCUAUAAAGAUGUUGAAAAAGCAAGGUCUCUCAGUAGAGAUGUAGGGCUGAGGGAUUCUGAGAAGCAUAGACAAUACAGCAGGGAAACAGGAAAAGACUCAGGCCAAGGUAAAGACAGACCGUCGAGCAGAGACUCUGACAAGGGUAGACCUCCCUCUAGAGACUCCAGUUAUAGAAGCACAGAGAAAAACAAAGACUCUGGCUCAGGGAAAGAUAAUAACGCUGGCGGUCAGUCCAAACAAGCUGGCAGUGAGAGUAAGAGCCCCAGACUGGUACCUGCAGGCUCAGGCCAGUCGUCCCCUCCUGUGGGCACUGCUGUUCUCACUGGGCAGCAGAGAGGAGGCAGCACCAAGCAGACAGACAAGCAGGGGAAACACGGAGGCAAAGACCAGGAUGUUUCUGCAGGUUUGUUGCCUCGUCACAGGGCCGCGCCCACCUCUAACAUCGCCCAGUCUAAGGACAAGCCCAGCUCAGGGAAGGAGAGUAGUGGUGGCACUGGAAAUUUAAUGCCAGCUUCACUCCAUAAGGACUCUGUUGUUGGGAAAUCUGGCACCCCACAGUCUUCAUUUCAGAAGUCCAAUACACGGAAAUCAAACGAUUACUCAUCAGGUCCAGCCACAGCAGCAGCUAUGAAGCCUGUGUGGCCGUCAAGGACACCAGCAGAUGAUGACGUUGUCAAGCGAGGCUCCAUGCACCUGGCCUCCCCAGCUGCAGCCUCAGCUGCCAAAGACAAACAUCCCAAAGUUAAGACGGCAGGCAGCAGAGAGGUGUCCAAAGACCGUGAAAGAGAAAAGACUUUGCAGAACAGCAACAACAGCAACAAAAUCCCCCUUCUCAACAAUAAUACUAAAGCUGCCGGCAGCUCCAACACACAUGCGACAAACCCCAGCUCUCACAACAGCAGCAAUAGCAAAGCUCCAGUGCUUGGGAACAGCACCAAAGCCCACGGGAAGGCUCAGGGGGAAAAGCUUGAGAACCAGGGAGGGGAUAGGUCAUCCUCAAAGAGCAGAGAGAAUUACUCCUGUCCUGAGAGGAAGAACAUUUCCAGUCUGGACAACUUACAGCAGCUGCAGCAGGGUGGUUUGGCUCCAGAGAAAGGAGUGAAGACCUCUUCACAGUCUCACACCAAACCAACAACUAACCAGCCGCCAUUUUCCUCUAGAGAGAAAAAGAGAUUGGUUAAACCCCCGACUGUAACUCCACAAAAGACUGAUAUCAAAACUGACCCUAAUGGGACCAGCACUGUUGGUAGUAUUUCUUCCUCCUGUUCCACGACCACUACCUCCACUGUCUCUCCUGCCGGCCAGGGGACCCGUCGCUCUGCCCGCUCCGCUCUCUUCUCCUCACCCUCUGCCAGCAGCAGUGACAGCUCUGAAUCUGACACCCAGACUCAGACAGAGGAUCUGCCCAAGGAGCUCUCACGUAGUGAGCUCCGGGAACACUGCAGCCUCCUUACUCAAGGCACAGAGGAUGAAGGUGAUGGCCCAGAAGAUGACCAUGACAGAGGCAUGGAUGAUAAACAUCACGAGGAUGACAGUGACGGUUCGGGGUCAGCCAAGCGACGUUACCCGCGACGCAGUGCCCGUGCACGCUCCAACAUGUUUUUCGGCCUCACGCCUUUCUAUGGCGUUCGCUCGUACGGGGAAGAGGACCUUCCCUUCUACGGCAGCGGAGAUGGAACCGGGGCUGUGGUUAAGAGGAGGACUGGUGGCCGCAAGAAGUCAGCUGAAGGGCAGGUGGAUGGAGCAGAUGAUAUGAGCACCUCCUCUUCGUCAGGGGACAGUGGAGAGGAUGAAGAUAGUGGGAUGAAACAGAGGGGUAAAGACCCUUACUACUACAACUUCACCCGGACAAUAAUUAACCCUGGUGAGGGCCUACCAUCUAUAGAAGGGAUAGACCAGUGUCUGGGAAGAGGAUCUCAGCUUCAGCGCUUUCUAAAAGAUGAGGAGCAGCAACAACAGAGAGCUCAAGGAAAAGCUGAGGAGGACCUGCGGAAUGCUUUAGUCCUUGGCAACAAGCAGCGGAUUGGCCAGCUAGAUGGCGUGGAUGAUGGCUCAGAGAGCGAUACCAGCAUCUGCACCACCAGCACGACGACCACUACAGCCACCUCCUCUUCCACGCCACAUAAGAGCGCUCCUAAGAGAAGAGGCAGAGAAAGGCACACUGAGAAACCUGACUCCCACGACUCAAGCAAAGAGGCUGACAGCAGCAGUGGAGCCGUAAGUGGCAACACUCGAGAAGGCAGAAAGAACCAGAAAGAAAACUGUCUUCCUCUAGGAGGCGGGGUCAAGUCCCAGCCGCAGAGUCAGGGUCAGGAUCCUCUCGAGGCCCAGCUGUCUCUCAGCACAGACCUGCUUAAAUCAGACUCCGACAACAACAACAGUGAUGACUGUGGUAACAUUUUGCCGUCAGACAUCAUGGAGUUUGUCCUCAAUACACCUUCCAUGUCCAUGCAGGCUCUGGGUCAGCAGUCUGAGCCGUCCUCCUCAGAGCUGCUCCUGGAUGAGGGCUAUGUUGGAGUGGAUGUCAAUCGGCCAAAAGACAUUCUGUUUGAUGACUUUUCCCAGCAGCUGCCCAGUGCUGAGAGUGGCGGCGUGGUGGAAAGCAGUGUGAAUAGCUCCAUAUCUGUAGAGGAGCCAUAUCUUCCUCUGGAGCUGCCGUCUGACCUCUCUGUCCUGACCACUCGCAGCCCUUCUGUCAACACCAGUCAGAAUCACACUGCUGGGAGUCUUAUCUCAGACACCACAGACCGCACCAUGCUGGGCUUGACCUCCGACCCAGAGGCAAUCAGUGGAGAAAAGAGUGGGGACAAGAAAAGAACAGGGCCAGGUGUGUCACCAUCAGAGAAUCAGCGGGAAGCUACAACUUUGGGAAACAGGGACACACAGGUCACGGAGGGUCACAUGACUCCUGAGCAGUUUAUUCCUAGCCCUGCCAUUGGCCAGGUGGUUGAGCCUCAAAGUAACCAGGAUGUUCCCAGGAGUUCUGGCACCCCUGGUUUGCCAAGUUCACCCUCCCUGCCUCUUCAGGGUCAGAAGUACCUUCCGGCAUCUGCUGCAGCUGCAGGCAGCCCCAGUCCAGUUCCUGGUCCAGGACCAUCCCAGGCUCAGGUUUCCAGCCCAGCAGUCAUCAAACCAGGACCUGACAAGCUCAUCGUGGUAAACCAGCAGUUCCAGCCUCUCUAUGUUCUUCAGACCGUCCCUAAUGGUGUCACCCAAAAAAUUAGUGCCACAGGAGUGAUGGACACCAGCUCGUCAGCAGUGCUGAGCUCUAUGACACUGACCACAGGGUUGAACACCGCUUUAUCCACGGCCCAGCCAAUAUUUCCUGCUGGUGGCAAAGUCCUGGGCACCAUGGCUCACCCCUCCCAGAUCCACACCUUUACAGGAGCCACACAGACGGGCUUCCAGACGGGAAUCCCCAGCACCACCUCAGGGCUUCUCAUUGGGUUGCCCCACGACCAGCCCCAGAUUCUGGUCUCAGAAGCUGGUCGACCACACGAGCUGGGUCACAGUGUUGCCAUUGUGUCAAGCCCCUCCUCCCUCUCUUCUUCCCCGACUGUACUCGCCUCCGCUCACGGCAAGAAGAGGCCCAUCUCUCGUCUUCAGCCAAGGAAAAGCAAAAAGCUGGCCCGCUCCCGCAGCCAGCCUACUUUGGCCCCGUCGGAAGUAGGCCCUCCCAACAUGACCCUCAUCAACCUGUCUUCCCCCCAGCUCACUGCGAGCAUCCCUGGCCAACCUGGCGGUCUGGUUGAGUUAAGCACCCUCUCCACUUCUCAGCGCAAGGUCCCAAAUAUUAUCAAGAGACCAAAAUCAGGUGGGGUUAUGUACUUGGAUCCCACUACCCUCCUUCAGCAGAGGAUUCCUGGUACUGCCCAGCCUGGUAUCCUGGGCCACGAUUCCUCCACUCACCUUAUACCUUGCACAGUCUCUGGUCUCAACCCCAGUCAGUCAGUGCUGAAUGUUGUGUCUGUGCCCCCUAGUGGUGCCACUGGCCUCCUCGCACCAGGAUCAGUUUCCCUCUCCACCCCUGUCCUCAGCUCGACCGAGAUCACAGGUCCAAUUAGCAACCUCCUGUUCAAAGCAAGUCCACACGGCUUGGGCCUGUCAGAUCAGCCAAUGGUCCUUCAAUCAGCAGGAGCUCCUCUGAUGUCACAGCUCAGCUCCUCGGGGCAGACAUCUAUAGCCAGCAGCAUCUGCGUCCUUCCCUCCCAGCAGACCUUCAGCAUGGCGGUCAACCAGCAAGGAGAGACAGAAGUCAGUAAUGUCCACUUACAGCACCAGCCUCAGCCUCUUAACAGAGCCCAGACUGUGGACUCCAGCUCAAACACCACCGUUACUGUAGCCACCCCUCUGAGCCCUGCCAAGGGACGUGUUGUUGGAGUGUUCACCCAAACACAAACCUCCGUACACUCCCAGAGCGGCAGAACAACUCCCAUUUCCAGAUCAUCAGAGCAGAGGCCGCCUAACUCCACCACUUCAGGAGCCGAAAAAGGCAAACAGAAAACUAAGAGGAGCAGGCAGAGUUCAGACACAACCAGCGUGAAGAAGCUCAAGCCCUCUCAGACAGAGGAGCAUCACGGCAACCCUGCAGGACGACAUCACUCAAACCCAAGCAGUUCCAGAGAGCUGAGCUCCCCUGAACCCAUGGACACGGGCAAACCCGCAGACAAGACGGCUAACAAGAGUGUGCUUGGUAAAAAGAAGACAUCUGAAGGUCCUGUGUUACCGGGGAAAGUGGUGGGGAAAGACAAACCAUCUGCAGCUGGGGGAGCCGGGUCCCUUCCUGUGGCUUCACCACCCGACCAAGACGGCAACAGCAGGGAUACCGGCCUGGACAGCAAACCCAAGAAGGGCAUUAUCUUUGAAAUCUGCAGUGAGGAUGGCUUCCACAUCCGCUGUGAGAGUAUCGAAGAGGCUUGGAAAUCCCUGACUGAUAAGGUGCAGGAAGCUCGCUCCAAUGCACGACUCAAAGAGCUCUCUUUCGAAGGUGUGAACGGAUUGAGGAUGCUGGGAGUCGUCCACGAGGCUGUGGUCUUCCUGCUUGAGCAGCUUUACGGCUCCAGACACUGUCGGAGCUACCGUUUCCGCUUCCAUAAACCAGAGGAAACCGAUGAGCCUCCCAUCAACCCCCACGGGUCGGCUCGUGCAGAGAUCCACCACAGGAGGUCUGUUUUUGACAUGUUCAACUUCCUGGCCUCAAAACAUCGCCAGCCUCCUGAGUACAGGCCACAAGAAGACGAUGAUGACGAAGGGCAGCUCAGGACUGCCAGGCGUGCCUCCAUGGAGUUACCACUGGCAGUGAGAUUCAAACAGCUCAAGGCCACCUCUAAGGAAACUGUUGGAGUCUACAGGUCUCCCAUUCACGGCCGAGGUCUGUUCUGCAAGAAAACCAUUGAUGCAGGGGAGAUGGUCAUUGAAUACUCUGGAAAUGUCAUUCGGUCUGUGCUCACUGACAAACGGGAGAAAUAUUACGAUGGAAAGGGGAUUGGCUGUUAUAUGUUUCGCAUCGAUGACUAUGAGGUAGUAGAUGCCACAGUGCAUGGCAAUGCCGCCCGCUUCAUCAACCACUCCUGUGAGCCCAACUGCUACUCUCGGGUCAUCACCGUGGACAGCCAGAAGCACAUCGUCAUCUUUGCCACACGGCGCAUCUACUGCGGAGAGGAGCUCACCUACGACUACAAGUUCCCUAUCGAGGACGCCAGCAACAAGCUGCCCUGCAACUGCGGUGCAAAGAAGUGUCGCAAGUUCCUCAACUGAUAUGUAAACAAUUGAAAGAGGACUGCAAGUCUGUUGAGCAGCAGUGUCGCGUUGUUCUGAGGUACCGCGGCACUGGCUCCAUUUCCUGGGUCCGGUCCACGUCGGACCACCGCUGUCAACGGGGCGCAAGCUCUGCCAGUGUCUCUGCUGCCGGUGUUGGCAGAACACAGCAUGGGGCAGCGGCUGUGGGUCGUACUGUACAUACAGGAAGGGCCAUUUUGGAGGAGGGGCCACUUGUAGAAAUUCCAGCAUAUUGUGCCUCCUUUUGUCUCAUUAACGUUUGGCACGGGAAGUUUCACCUCCAGAGGUGAGUGAUGAUGAAACGGUUUGAGCCUUCACAGCAUCGCAAUAUUAACUUUAUUUUACAUUUGGAUGAUAAAGUUACCCCUUCAGAAUUUUUUACAUUGGCCCAUCCUCCUUAAUUUUCUAUAAAUGUUAUGGUCCACUAAUGCUGAGAUGUGAACAUAGAAGAAAAAAAAAUUCAAAGAACUUGGUUCCAUUUUACACCAAAGUGCAAUUUGUUGAAGGGACUCGGAACAGUAAUUUUACAAGAAAGAAAAAUUAGAAACUUGUUAGAAUUGUUUCCUUUUUUUAAAAAAAAUCUCAGUGUCAGCUGUUACUGAUGCACAUCUCCCUGUCUGAAUGUGCCCUGAUGCCUUCAGAGCCGUUGUGAUUUACUGGAACCUUCCCCUAACCGGGCUUUUUUGUAAAAGCUUGCAGGUGUGUACAUUAAACACUGUAAAUAGGAGCUGCUUGUGUCAAAGCAGCCUGAUAAGAGCUGUACAGGUGGAAACACUAGGGGGAGCAGUGUCCACACAAAGGCAGAGAGAAACAAAAGAGACAAGGGGGAUAGAUAGAUAGAUUUGUUUAAAAAGCAAAAGGUUAUUUUUGGCCGUUGGUGUAAAGGGUGAUAUCUGAGGUUGAUAGCAUCCGUUGUACUUAAACUGACUUUUAGUCUGACAGCUUGGUAGCUAUGUAGACAUGUUAUUGAUGGGAUUAAGCUUCUGGCCUGACAGAGCGAGGCAGCUAGAGAUUCUGGUGGACUGACAGCCAAGGGACUGGAGAACCCUACUGAUGUGCUUUAGUAGACAUAUUUAUAAUUUUUUUUUUUUGUGGAGCUGUGAUCCAGAAACAGCCGUGGAUCUUACAGAGACGUCGAGACACGCGCAUGCUGCCGUUACUAUCAAACUUGUUUUUGGUAAUUACAUAAUCACGUUCCAAAUUACAGCAGCAGAGAGAACCAAACAUCACGCCCUUGAAUUGAAUUUUCACACAGCUCUUUUUUCUUCUAGGCCUGUUGUGAUAACCAUUAAUAUGGAAAAUGUUUUUUUAUUUGUAUUAAGUCUUGUUAUCUUGUCUUUUUUAUUAUGGACAGGGAAAUAUCAUGCUUGCUUUUAAAAAACAAAUGUAAAUAAUGUAUAUUUUUCUACAAAAAGACUUAAAAAGCACUCACUAGUGAAUAGCACUUAAUGAUGGUAUUUAUAUUUUUAAAAAAUCGUAUUUAUUUUAUUGCCAUUUUUUGUAGGAAAUAGAGGUUUACAAACACUAAUGCUUGGUCUCUAUGUUUUGUAUUCCGCUGCCUUUUCAAAGUUGUUUUUUGUUGUAAUUUCUUUUUUUUUUUUUUUUUUAAUUUGUAGCCUGAAUGUUUUCUUUGAUUCCAAAGACUGACACUGGUCUGUGGCUUGGUCCCAUUGAGUUCAGUCCACCAGUAGCUCUUUUAUCUAUCCCGGGCCGUUUGGUCAGACCUGACGUUUUUUUGUUUGUUUGUUUUUUUAAAAUCCAGUUCUAGCUGGCAGUAUGGCAGUCAUGUGAACUAUUAUUAUGCACUUGAGAGAGUUAAGAUUGUUGAUCCAUAGCAGAUAUCGCCAUCUCUCUCUCCAGCCUUAUCGUCUCCACACCACAUCACACCGAGAAUCGAGCCCACCUACAGGCGGCUGCCAGGCACUGGUAUUGAAACGAGGAAGUUUUUCUUGUCACUAAUCAACCAUGGGUCGACAGCCAAUUGGCACAUGUGUAAAAUCAAAGAGUCCCAUCGAAGUGUUUGUCCCUCUGCAGACUUAAAAUAAAGAGGUGCCUUUAUUUUAAUGCUACCAACAGCAUUCAUUGAACCCCGUUUUAUUAAAGAAACCACUUCAUCCUGGUGACCACUCAUCAGUGCUCAUCUGGAAAUCACUGUUUAAUUCUCAUUCAGUCUGCUCGUGGUUUGCCUUAGUUUUAAAUGAGCAUGCCUCGUCUCUCUUACAAGCCUUCAUGCCCUGGACCGAAUAUUUUGAUCAGACUGUUUCGACUGACUGGUUCCACUAUGCGACUCGAGUCUCGUUUUUGUCCCUUUUUAAUUAAUUUAUUGUCGUCCGCUGUUCAUGCUGACUUUGUUAUCACCUAAAGGCCGUUAGCGGUUCCUCCCACGCUGCUCCUUGUCAUUGUGAACUGAAACAAAAAACAUGACCCACACAUGGUUUGCACUUUAGCUGUGACACAGGCACUGAAUAGACAUAGGAAGACUCUUUCUCCAGACAGACAACCCCAAUGCUGAAACCACAAGCACAGUUCGUCACUGAGAAUACCAUGUGCAUCAGGCCCCUGAUCUUAUAUCUGACUUGGAUCACGACGGGUUAGUCUUGAUGAUUCUUGAGAGUGGCGUUUGAGGCUCUAGCAAAGUGCACUUGACUCUUUUUCUGCAACAAAGUGAAGGCAGGGACCACGCCGGCAGCCCGAUCAUUUCUGAAGGUGCAGUGUGUGCAGACCGCGGCUGUUCUUUUCCAUUUUGGGCCCAAGAUCAAGGCGCCCCCCUAACCCUGCCUGACGGGCCGGCCUCGCAGUCGCACAGCUGCACCUACAUCGGGCUCGCUGAGUUCAGCUGCUAAGGUCAACAAUGAAUGUAUAUUCCUCCUCCACGUCACCAGACUUGCGAUGAUGUUGAUACCUUGUCAGCUACAUUUGUUUUCAGUUCUUGUGUCGACAACGUUGGUAGAUACGGACAAUGUGUAGACCUCAAAAUCGGGCGGCAGUUUCAUUUCAGCACUGGGAAUAAUACUGAAGUGUGAACAGCAGUGGCAUUUCUGUCUGCAGGACAACAGGUUCUUACCGGGUUAGAUCAACACUUCAUGCUAGCGUCGGCGAUAACAGUUUGCUGAUGCCAAGGGCUCUGUCUACGGCUCUCACCUCUCGAGAUCCACUUCUGAAUUUUCAGUGAACAAUAAGUCAUUUAUUUCACUGUUCAAUGGCGUACAGUAUAUACAAUAAGGAAAUGGUCUCUGUUGUUUCUUUGGACUUCAUUUUACCACGCCACACCAGUGGCCCUUCUCCGUCAUUAUCUGUAAUUAUAGUAUAAAUACAUAACAAUAUUAUACGGAAACAUGCAUAGUAAUUUCUUGUACUUUAGUAUCUAUACAAUAUAUGGAAUGGACAGACAAACUUAGUUACAGUAGCAAAACAGCAGAUUUAUAAUGGUUAAUAGCAAUGUUUCAAUGUACUCUAUAAUGGUUUUGUGUUACAGUACUAUCAGAUGAAACUAACGUGCAUCAUUCUUUUGUAUAUUGAUAUCCAGUACCAAUUUUGCUGUGCCUGUGUGUGUUCCUUCGUCAGCAAGGAGCGCUGCAGUUUUUCUUUUCAUUUUCUUUCUGGAAAGGAACGGUUUUUAUGUGAUGAGAAAUGUAACUGUAUUAAUGUGGUUGUGAACUUCUUGAGGUCUGCCAUUUUGUUGUUUUAUUCCCCCCCGGUUGUUGUAGUGAAUGUUUUUCUGUUUUUUCUUUGUACGUUUUAACAGGGACUUUUUUUUUUAGACUUGAUGUGGUAUAAAUUAAGAGAACGGUUUGUGGAGACUGACCAGGAGUUUUAAAGAUCCCACCAAAAUGGCGUUUCGUUUUUUAAUCCAUUUUGGGAAAAAAUCUCCCGCGUCUCCCCGACCACCUCUCUCUCCUCCGAAGCUUUGGUUGUACUUAAUGUGUACUGUUUUUUGUAGAAAGUCAUAAUGCUGAGAUGAUGCUGAUGUUGAAAACAUUUAAUUUAUUUAUUUUGUGCAACAUCCACCCUGAAUUGUUCUUUUACAAGUCAAGGUUCGGGACAGGUACGAGUACGUUAACAUGUAUUUGUAAUUUUCUAAUUGUUUCUUGUGUAUAGAAGUUAUCAGCCUAGGAUGGGAUGUGGUGUCACAGAGAGCGGACUACAGGAUGUGCAACAAAAAAAAACAAAAACAAAAAAAAGAGGGAUGGUGGAUCAUGAACAGGCUCGUUUCUUAUGCCUUGAAUAUACCUUUGUCUUAUCAAUAUUCCUCCUGCUCUCUGUAAUAACGGUAUUCAUGAGUUCAACAGUCAUAUUUUCUCCCGUUUUAACAGUGUUCUUUCAGUACACAUCAACAAAAUGAAGGAAAACCACCACAGUGAAAAUAGACCACAAACUACUUGGUUGAAUGUAUAAUUAGGAAACAAAGCUGUACAUAAGUGUAAAAAGAAAAGUUUCUAAUCAUGUUUAUUUUCUAUGCACUUUUUUAUUUAAGUGAUAGUUUAAAUAAUAAACAUGUCUCCUUUA
Messenger RNA from Epinephelus fuscoguttatus (brown-marbled grouper), 18237 nucleotides. RefSeq names its product lysine (K)-specific methyltransferase 2A (gene kmt2a). Gene Ontology annotation, biological process: positive regulation of DNA-templated transcription. The coding region runs from base 58 to 13710 and encodes 4550 amino acids. Gene Ontology annotation, cellular component: histone methyltransferase complex; nucleus. The transcript is spliced from 34 exons. The record is from RefSeq and is a predicted model, not a curated record. NCBI's taxonomy places the organism in Eukaryota, Metazoa, Chordata, Actinopteri, Perciformes, Serranidae. Gene Ontology annotation, molecular function: protein binding; zinc ion binding; DNA binding.